AGACUUCAGUUGAGAUUCUAAAGUGCUCGCGCGCGGCAGCUUCUCGAAAUGUGGCGCCAUCGCAUCCUGCAGGAGACAUCCCGCCGGGGAAUCAGCAAGCAAGUGAGAGGAGGCGGAGGAGCGAGACAGGAGCCGAGUGGAUCCCUGCCAGCCUCAGCGGAUGUGGUUGUGAUUGGCGGUGGGUCGGCGGGAUGCCACACCCUCUAUCACCUGGCACGACGCGGUGUCAAGGCGGUGCUCCUGGAGCGUGCCCAACUCACGGCCGGAACCACCUGGCACACCGCCGGAUUACUGUGGCGCCUGCGACCCAACGAUGUGGAUAUUCAGCUGCUGGCUAAUUCGCGCCGGAUGCUCCAGCAAUUGGAGGCGGAGACCGAGCUGGAUCCGGGCUGGAUUCAGAAUGGUGGUAUCUUCAUAGCCCACAAUGAAACGCGACUGGAUGAGUACCGUAGACUGGCCACCGUGGGUUCAGCCCUGGGUAUCGAAAACCAAGUACUGAGUCCCGAAGAGACCCAAAAGCUGUUCCCCCUCCUGGAUCCCUCGGCCUUUGUAGGAGCACUCUACUCCCCAGGUGAUGGUGUCAUGGAUCCCGCGAUGCUGUGUGCUGCCCUCAAAAAGGCGGCCACCAAUCUCGGCGCCCAGGUGAUCGAGCACUGUGGAGUGGAUGACCUGCUGCUGGAGCAAACUUCCAGGGGUAAGAAAGUAGUGGGCGUGGCCACGCCCUUCGGAGACAUCAGGGCAGAGAAGGUAGUGAAUGCCACGGGCGUAUGGGGCCGCGAUUUAGUGGCCAAGCAUGGGUCUCAUCUUCCCCUGGUGCCCAUGAAGCAUGCCUACAUUGUUUCCGAAUCCAUUCCGGGAGUGCGGGGACUACCCAACAUCCGAGAUCACGAUUACUCCACCUACUUCCGCAUCCAAGGAGACGCCAUCUGCAUGGGAGGCUAUGAGCCGAAUCCGAUUCUACUGGAACCUGUGCCCAAGGACUUCCAUUUCGGACUCUAUGAACUGGACUGGUCUGUUUUCGAGGCCCACGUCGAGGGGGCCCAGAAGUUGUGUCCCAGCUAUGCGAAGUACGGCGUGAAGAGCACGGUUUGUGGACCCGAGUCCUUCACACCCGAUCACAAGCCACUUAUGGGUCCGGAUCCGAUUCUGGACGGGCUGUACCACAACUGCGGCUUCAACUCAGCGGGCAUGAUGUUUGGCGGUGGAUGCGGGGAGCAGACUGCUCUCUGGGUCAUCCAGGGGCAACCCGAGCUGCCCAUGUUCGGCUUCGAUCUGCGGAGAUUCACCCAGGAGCAGGGCAAGGCCAUCCAGUGGAUCAGGGAGAAGUCGCACGAGAGCUAUGUGAAGAACUACAGCAUGGUCUUCAAGUACGAUCAACCUCUGGCGGGUAGAGACUUCCAAAAGGAUCCCCUGCACGAGGAGAUGAUGCAGGCGGGAGCCGUGAUGGAAGAGAAACAGGGCUGGGAGCGACCUGGUUUCUUCCUGCCCUCCGGUUCCAGGAAGGCGGUGGUUCUGCCCUACGACUGGUACGGCAGCUAUGGCCACCAGAGGAUCCAGGACGGCGAGUACGAAAGGGUUCUGGAGGGCGAUCUCCACUACAGCAGAUUCUCGGAGCACCACGAACUGAUCGGAUCGGAGGCAUCGGCUUGUCGCAAUAACGCCGUGGUAUUCAACAUGAGCUACUUCGCCAAGCUCCUGCUGGAGGGUCCUCAGGCCCAGGAGGCCGCCGACUGGCUCUUCUCGGCUAAUACCAAUCGAGAUCCCAGCAAAACUGUAUACACCUGUGCUCUUAACGAUGCCGGUGGCGUUGAAGCGGAUGUGACCAUUUCCCGCCUGUCUCCCGGUUCCGGAAAAGUCUACGAUCCCAAGUUCAAUGGUCAAGGAUUCUAUAUCGUGGCGGGCGGUGCCUCCGCCUUCUACACGUACAGCUCUCUGCAGGCAGAGAUCCGUAGAAAGGGCUUUGAGGCCAGUCUCAAAGACUUGACCGCCGAAUUGGGUGUCAUAUCCAUUCAAGGACCCAGCAGCCGGAAGAUCCUCCAGCCCCUCAUCGACUGCGAUCUAUCCGAUGAGCAAGUACCCCCGAAUAGCACCCGCUUGGCCAAGUUUGGGGACGUGGGUCUCCGCCUCCUGCGGGUGAGCUUCGUGGGCGAACUUGGCUACGAGCUCCAUGUGCCCAAAAAGGAUUGUGUUGCCGUCUAUCGAAACCUGAUGAAGGCGGGUGCUGGCCAGGAUUUGCGCAAUGCUGGCUACCGGUCGCUGUAUUCCCUCAGCAGUGAGAAGGGCUACCAUCUGUGGAGCUUCGACCUGCGACCGGAUGACACUCCUCUGGAAGCUGGCUUGGGAUUCACCUGUCGCAAGAGUGGAGCAGACUACCGCGGCAAGGCGGCCAUCGAAAAACAGCGAUCUGAGGGCUUGAAGAAGCGCCUGGUUUACCUGACCCUCCAAGAUCAGGUGCCCAUCUGGGGACUGGAGGGAGUCUACCGGAAUGGAGAGGCCGUGGGCAUUCUGCGACGAGCGGAAUAUGCCUAUGCCCUAGGAAAAUCCCUCGGACAGGCUUACAUUUCCAGGCCAGAUGGACAGAUCAUCGAUGUUGAUUACAUCAAGAACGGGGAGUACGAGGUGGACAUAUUGGGCAAGAAAUACCGCGCCGACUGCCACUUGCGCAGCCCAUUCGAUCCCACUGGCCAACGGGUUCUCGGUAACUAUGCAUCCGAGUCCGAGCCCAAUAAAUAAAGAAGAGCCUGUUGUUUCCAAGAA
Molecule: messenger RNA, 2757 nt
Organism: Drosophila rhopaloa
Lineage: Eukaryota; Metazoa; Arthropoda; Insecta; Diptera; Drosophilidae
Gene: Sardh
Product: sarcosine dehydrogenase, mitochondrial
Exons: 3
Coding region: 49-2733 (894 amino acids)
Cellular component (GO): mitochondrial matrix; cytoplasm; mitochondrion
Molecular function (GO): protein binding; sarcosine dehydrogenase activity
Source: RefSeq, a predicted model, not a curated record